Messenger RNA from Ceratotherium simum simum (southern white rhinoceros), 1904 nucleotides. Its product is annotated as Putative activator of 90 kDa heat shock protein ATPase homolog 2. Lineage: Eukaryota; Metazoa; Chordata; Mammalia; Perissodactyla; Rhinocerotidae. Gene Ontology annotation, cellular component: cytosol. The record is from RefSeq and is a predicted model, not a curated record. Gene Ontology annotation, biological process: protein folding; positive regulation of ATP-dependent activity. Gene Ontology annotation, molecular function: ATPase activator activity; protein-folding chaperone binding.
CGGGGAUUUCUGGCACUUUCUGGGCGCCGCGAGCGCUCUGAUCCCGGGCUCGGGGGCCGGAAACGUCGGCGGCCGAGUCUCGCUGCAGCCGCCGCCGCGGCCCUGCCUUGUUCUCCGCCGAGGCCGCGCAGACAUGGCCAAGUGGGGCCAGGGCGACCCGCGCUGGAUCGUGGAGGAGCGGGAGGACGGCACCAACGUGAACAACUGGCACUGGACAGAGCGAGAUGCCACUGGUUGGUCCAAGGGGAAGCUCCGCGAGCUCCUGGUGGGCAUCGUCGUGGAGAAUGAGGCUGGCCGCUGCGAGAUCAGUGAGCUGAAGCAGGUGGAAGGCGAGGCUUCCUGCAGCAGCCGCAAAGGAAAGCUGAUUUUCUUCUAUGAGUGGAACAUCAAACUGAGCUGGAAAGGUAUAAUUAAAGAAUCUGGUGCAAAGCACAAGGGGUUGAUUGAAAUACCCAACCUUUCUGAAGAAAAUGAAGUAGAUGACACCGAGGUGAACGUGAGUAAAAAGAAAGGAGAUGGGGAUAUACUGAAGGAUCUUAUGAAAACUGCAGGCACCGCCAAGGUCAGGGAGGCCCUUGGAGAUUACCUGAAGGCACUUAAGACUGAAUUUACAAUGGGAAUGAUUUUACCAACGAAAGGUAUGGCAACCCCGGAAAGGACUGUCAAAAGGAAAUUGAGUGAGAAUACCUUGCAGAUUCAGGCCUCAUCUCCAGUGGCAUUGGGUGUGAGGAUUCCCACUGUGGCAUUGCACAUGACGGAACUGUUUGACACAGCUGUAGAGCAGCUGUACAGCAUCUUCACUGUGAAAGAUCUGGUGCAAAAAUUUUCUAAAUCUCCUGCUGUAUUAGAAGCUGAAAAGGGAGGGAAAUUCCAAAUGUUUCAUGGGAACAUCACCGGUGAAUAUAUAGAAUUGUUAACAAAUAAAAAGAUCGUCAUGAAAUGGAGAUGUCGGAACUGGCCAGAAGAACACUAUGCAACAGUUGCACUGAAUUUUGUGCCUACUCUGGGGCAAACAGAAUUACAAUUGGACUGUAAAGGAGUUCCUGUCUGUAAAGAAGAGAAUAUGAAAUUCUGUUGGCAGAAGCAGCACUUUGAAGAAAUAAAAGGUUUACUGCAGCUGACCACCCUAAAUGGUUGAAUUAGAAGAUUUUAUAAGGGCAUUACUGUUUGUUUGUAAGCAGAAAAAGUGUCAAGUUUACCUCUUCCCUGUUAUUCCUUUUAAAAAAGAAAACAGAAACUCUUAAUUUAUAUUGGAUGAAAUCCAUGAACUUAUACAGAAUUUAAAGUAUUGUUUGAAUCUUUACUAUGACUAGACUGCAUUGAGUUAAAAGCAGCAAAUAACCAGUUACCUCCCAUAGAUGCUCCUCUGGGAACAGGUUUGAGUCCCUGAGUACAGAUAGUUGAAGUUUCCCAGGCUAAAACUUGUCCUAGCAAGCUUACUUUCAGCUGUAGUUUUAGUUCAGGAAGACAAAAUAAAUGGCAUGUUGAUACUAUUCUUUUAUUUUACCACAGGGCUUUUAAGGUGCCUAGCCCUUAGACAGUGAAACAGUGGCAUGUUGCAUUCAGAAGCCUGUUGAAGUGAGGGCGAGUUGGCUAUAUUGUUACACUUCUCCCUGCAACAGUUAUCCACUUCUCCCUGCAACAGUUAUCCACUUCGGGUGGAGAGGACUGAAGAGAACUGAAAAGUCUAUGGGGAUGUUACUUUUUGGACUGCCACUAAAUAAAUACUUCGAAUAAACAGAUAUGAUGGGUAAGUGCUUCCCCCCAUUCAGUUUUCUCAUUACUUUCAUCUGAGAAGAGUGAAGCAACUAUGUAAACAAAUGAAAAGUCAUCACAAUCAGUUUAAUUAAGUGCACAGAAUAGCAAUCAGUCAUGUCAAUAAAAAUAAAACAAUUAUUUUUACA